CUGCCCUGCUCAGCUCAGCUGGAUUUUCCAUGCUGCUGGUAAUUAGCAGAGGGAAGCUGACUAAUUGCUCACGUCACCUCUUUCCAGCCCAGCUUACAUUUUGUUCCCGACUCCCUCCAAGCAUGCGGGACUCUGCUCAGGAAUUCGCUGUCACACACACACACAGGAUGCUCUGAGAGGUUUUUUUUUUUUUUCCACCAGGGGUUGGGCUGCCUUUGCUUUAUAAACUCUGUGUGCAGCAGCCAGGGCUCCUGAAAAAUCCUGGGAUUUCUGCUGGGAUCGCUGGGAAAAUGCAUUUCCGUAAUUUCCAUUACAGCUUCAGCUCGCUCGUCGCCUGCCUGGCUGAUGGGGAGCUCUUCACCCAGCCAGAGGCAAGGGCCAAAUUUGAAUCCCUGUUCCGCCCCUACGACAGGGACCUCACCUUUCAGUAUUUUAAAAGCUUCAAAAGAGUGAGAAUCAACUUCAGCAACCCCUUGUCUGCAGCAGAAGCCAGGAUCCAGCUGGACAAGACAGAAUUCCUUGGAAAAGAACUCAAACUCUAUUUUGCUCAGACCCUGCACAUCGGGAGCCCCCACCUGGCCCCCCCUAACCCCGAGAAGCAGUUCCUGAUCUCUCCCCCAGCCUCCCCCCCGGUGGGCUGGCAGCAGGUGCAGGACGCCACCCCCGUCAUCAACUACGACCUGCUGUGCGCCAUCGCCAGGCUGGGCCCGGGUGACAAGUACGAGCUGCACGCCGCCACCGCCACCACCCCCAGCGUGGUGGUGCACGUGUGUGACAGCGACCAGGACACCGAGCAGGAGCAGGCCAGGAAACCCAAACCCAAAAUCAUCCAGACCCGCCGGCCGGACUUCAGCCCCGCCCACCUGAGCUGAGCUCAGCAAAGCCGAGCUGCUCUGGGGCCGGACUUGAGCCCCGCCCACCUGAGCUGAGCUCAGCCCAGCCGAGCUGCUCUCCGAGGAUUUGGGGUGAAAACCAGCCAGGGACAGCGGCUGCUGACUUGGGUGGCAGCUGCAGCAGGAGAAUUCCAACCUCAGUGUGCUCCAAGUGCAGGAAUUCCAACCUCAGUGUGCUCCACGUAUAGGAAUUCCAACCUGAGUGUGCUCCAAGUGCAGGAAUUCCAACCUGAGUGUGCUCCAAGUGAAGGAAUUCCAACCUCAGUGUGCUCCAAGUGAAGGAAUUCCAACCUGAGUGUGCUCCAAGUGAAGGAAUUCCAACCUCAGUGUGCUCCAAACAAAGGAAUUCCAAGCUGAGUGUGCUCCAAACAAAGGAAUUCCAACCUCAGUGUGCUCCAAGUGAAGAAAUUCCAACCUCAGUGUGCUCCAAACAAAGGAAUUCCAACCUCAGUGUGCUCCAAGUGAAGAAAUUCCAAGCUCAAUUUGCUCCAAACAAAGGAAUUCCAAACUCAGUUUGCUCAAAAGGAAGGAGUUCCAUACUCAGUUUGUUCCAAACAAAGGAAUUCCAAGCUCAGUUUGCUCCAGAUUAAGAAAUUCCAAGCUGCUGAUGUGCUGAGUGAAUUCCCAGAUCCCUGGGAGCACAGGAUGGGAGAAGGGGACAUCUGGGGACAUUUGGGGACAUUUGGGGACACAGCUGGGCUUCUUUUGGAGGAAAAGCAGCUGGGGGAGGCUUUUGGUGGCUGUUUGGAAAACCUUGGGAUAACAGGGUUGGAAAGGUGAUGGGAAUUUGGGGAAUUUCACCCUUUUUUCUUAAAAUAGUUUUUGUGCAUGUUUCUUCUCAGUCUUCUAAAGCAAUUUGCUUUUUUUUCUAGAGUUUCUCCCAAGUUUCUGGAAAUCUGGGAAUUGUUUCAAGUAUUAAUUAUCUCAGCAUCCCAGAAUUCCUCCUGGAUGUGUACAUACAUGAUAUAUUUAUAUUUGGUUUUAUUGGCACUGGUUUUCCAGCAGGAUCCAAUUCCUCCAGCACCUGCUUUUUUGGUGCUCUGGGAAGUUGUGCUUUUAAAAUUUUAACCUUUGAAAUUCCUGCAGAGGAGUUUUUACCUGGCAAAGCAAUGGGAAAAACAAAAAAAAGUGCAAUAGGAAUGUUGUUGGAAUACAUGGAUUUUAAAUUAUUUAAAUUCAAGUAAUUUAUAUCUUCAAUAGGAUUUGUUUGGGAGCUUUGACUUGGAGGGGGGAAAAAAAGGACUCAGAGCAGGGGGAUUUUUCCAGUGGAAAAAAAAAUGCUGGAGAAACUUGAAAAAUCUGCAUUUUUGGUGAGUAAAGAUUUGUUAGGGAUUGGAAAAUUGCAGGCAGGAAGCAGUGAGGAGAGCUGGAGUGCCUUGUCCUUGUCCAUUCCUACUCCAAGCUGCACACUUGGAUCUUUUUCUACUGGCUUUGGGUAUCCAGAAAUCCAAACUUUCUGAGCUUUGCUUCCACACUCAGCUGGGAUGAAAUGCUUAAUGCCAAGGAAUGCUGAUUUAGGCAGGGAUUAUGUGGGACAAGCUUUAGGGUUUUUUUUUUUUAAAGGCUCCAAAAUGCAAAAUUCAAAGAAGAAAGAUGGCAGAAAUAUUUUAUUACUGAUUUUUAAACUGGAGAUCCUCACCUUGAAACAGGAUUCAGGAUUUUUUGAGAAGAGAUGGGAAUUGCUAUCCAUGGAAAAGACAACUUGGAAAAAAGGAAGUUUGAGCCUCUCAUGGUGUUUUUGGGAAUCAAACUGUGGCUCUCUCUUGGUUUGCUUUUGCCACAGUUGGUCUGAGAAGAGAUUGAAGCUGAAAUUCCUGGUUCACACCUUGGUUUUUUUAAAAAUAACAUUUGUUUUUAAAAGAAUGGAGCCAUUCCAGGCUGUGGGGCAGGGAAACAGGGUGUUCUGGAAGGCCUGGAAUUCCUGACUGGAACACAAAUGUGGGCCUGGAGAGCAGGGAUAUACUGAAUUUUCUGCUCUGGCUUGGAUUGUUAUUCCCUGGAAACUGGAACAGAGCCUGCUCCUGGUGCCUGAGCUGAUCCCAUGGAUUGCUGGAGCUGCACACACAGGAAAAUCAGAUUAUUUUGGGUUACCCUCAACCCAAAACAAAGGAAUGAAGUGCAGAAAAACUCUGUAGGUUUGCCACAACUGCCUUGAAGCCUUUCCAAGACUUUUCCACGUUUCUCCAGUGACUGCUGGACUUUGUGUCUCACCACAUUCAGAUUAAAACACUGGGAAUAAUUCCUGUGCUGUCCUUUUUCCAUGGCAAAUCAAAGAGUUUGGCACUACAAACCCAGGUGGCUGCUGCUGUGUUUCCCACAAAAGCAGAGCUGCUUUUCAAUUCUCAACCCAUCAAUAAAUCUGAUUUUGGUCAUUGUAAUCCCUGACCCCUGCCUGAGGUGGGAACCAUGGAAAUCUUGGAAUGCUCCCAGUGUGUUCCUGGUUGGAUCUGCCACCUCCUGUCCUCAUGACUCCAGUGUGCUGCUUGCUUUUUUCUGGUCCUUUUAUUUUUGUAAUGUUCCAAUGGAUGCUUGGUUGGUAUUUUAUACACUUGUAUAGCACGGGGCAGAUUGAAAUUAAAAUAUUUUGUUGUCUUCUUGUAAA
Catharus ustulatus (Swainson's thrush) is the source of this 3495-nucleotide messenger RNA. RefSeq names its product regulator of calcineurin 1 (gene RCAN1). The record is from RefSeq and is a predicted model, not a curated record. NCBI's taxonomy places the organism in Eukaryota, Metazoa, Chordata, Aves, Passeriformes, Turdidae. The transcript is spliced from 4 exons. Gene Ontology annotation, molecular function: calcium-dependent protein serine/threonine phosphatase regulator activity; nucleic acid binding. Gene Ontology annotation, cellular component: nucleus; cytoplasm. Gene Ontology annotation, biological process: calcium-mediated signaling. Bases 291 to 872 code for a protein of 193 amino acids.